Molecule: messenger RNA, 1286 nt
Organism: Notolabrus celidotus (New Zealand spotty)
Lineage: Eukaryota; Metazoa; Chordata; Actinopteri; Labriformes; Labridae
Product: ladderlectin-like
Exons: 9
Coding region: 469-1116 (215 amino acids)
Molecular function (GO): signaling receptor activity
Source: RefSeq, a predicted model, not a curated record
UCUAUUGGACCCUUCCAGUAGAGGAAACAUGAAACAGAACCUAACCUUGAAAUUCAGGCCACGUUGUACAAACACCUUCAGGUGGUCCUCCAAAGAAGAAAGCAGGGAGUAGGAUCUUUUAAACUGCUCUUCAUGCUUUUAAAAGGUUGGCUUCAAAGGACUCCUGAAUGGUUACAAGGUUGAUUUAAACUCAUCUUUAAGCCAAACAUGAAUAAAUAAACUCUAAAAUGUUGUGCUUGUUGUUACAGAUGAUCCUCUUCAGGUUUGCACGUGACCCCCUGCCACUCUUUCGUGAUUACUGGGUUCACGUCCUCAUUGCUUGAACUUUGGAAGUAAUCAUCAGAGUGUAAACGUUAACUAUUAAUGCACUUAAUCUGAUAAGGUUCUAAUGAAGCUUCAAGAGGACACUGAGAGGAAAGAAGAGAACAUAAUCUAUUCAUCUUUUUCAAUAUCUGAAACAACUCAGCCAUGAAGACGGCCAUUAUGUUUCUACUGGUCUGCGCCGUGAUGGUCCUGACUAACGCUGCUGCUGUUCCAGAAGCAGAGCCGGCUGAAAUGCCAGAGGGACCAUCCAUUCAAGAAGCUGUUCAAGGAGCAGAAGCUGAUGAAAUGCCAGAGGGACCAUCCAUUCAAGAACCUUUCCCAGAAGCAGAAGCUGAUGAAAUGGCAGGAGGACCAUCCACCAAUGAAAGUCAAAGUCGUAUCGCUCAGAGAUCAUCACAAUGUCCAAGAGGUUGGAGUCAUAACAAUGGUCGCUGUUUCCGCUACAUUUCAACACCACAAACUUGGGCUUGGGCUGAGAAAAGUUGUCAGGCUCUAGGAGGGAACCUUGCAUCCGUGCACAGCCAUGCUGAGUAUGUGUUUAUCCAGAGAAUGAUAGUGAGAGCCACUAAUGGGUAUCCAGCCUCAUGGAUUGGAGGCUCUGAUGGACAACAGGAGGGUGUGUGGCUGUGGAGUGAUGGUUCACUAUUCACCUACGCUAACUGGUGUCAAGGAGAGCCAAACAACCUUCGUGGUACGCAGGAAUGUAUCCAGAUGAACUGGACUAGUGAAAAGUGCUGGGACGAUGACUAUUGUUCAAUUCAUCUCCCGUAUGUCUGUGCCAGGAGAGCCUGAUCAUCCUAUGUUUGUCACAGAGACAUGAAGAAAAAGUCAAGAGAACAACUUCCUUUUUUUUUUUCAUCAGUUGCAUAUUUACUCUAAAGCUGAUUAUCUCAUGUCUUUGUUUUUUUAACUUUUAAUGUAAUGCUACUACAGAAAUGAAGAAUGAUCAAUGUGUAAUGGAA